Molecule: messenger RNA, 3058 nt
Organism: Cherax quadricarinatus
Lineage: Eukaryota; Metazoa; Arthropoda; Malacostraca; Decapoda; Parastacidae
Product: filaggrin-2-like
Source: RefSeq, a predicted model, not a curated record
AAACGCUACCUCGUAAACAGACGCAUGUCCAUGUUGGUGCGUUGCCAAAAUUUUAAAAACUUUGGGUUGCAAGGCUAUAUAUCUUGCAAAGUGAGCCAUGAGCCGUAUUCCCAACCCGUUUGGCAGUGGUGAAGGUCAACAACAACACAGUGGUGGGUACAGCAGCAGUCCUGGGCAUCAGAGCUCUGGGAGCACAGCUACCCCAGGCUUCCUCAUCAUGACCAGGCCACCCUCGGGUUCUAAUAGAUACGGUGGCCGGGGGUACAAGACCCAAGUUUCACCCUCACAUCCAGGCCCCAGCGAGCAGAAGAACAGUUUCAUACCCUUCUCGUCAAGUGGCGGUGGUAAUAGCAGUCAAGAAAGUACCAAGAGUAGUAGUGGUGGACGUGGGAGGUAUAAUCGUGGAGGUGGAGGAAGACAUUUUUCCACUCCAGGAAGUCCUAGGUUUGCGUAUCCAUACCAACAGUCUCCAGGAAGAAUAAAUAACUACGGGCAAAAUCAGGAUUUCCCAAACACUCCCAGAUGUAGACCAAAUCAAGGUGGGAGGAGGUUUAGUGAUAUGCAAGAUAGAUCAUUUGGCGAUCAGAAGAAGUUUAACUCCAAUGAUAAUUCAAGACGAGGAAGAGAUAGAGGUCCACUAAGUGAUGUUCCGAUUGAUAAGUUUAUCUCUCAUAAUAUGGUGAAAGAUCCUUGGGCUGAUUUUAAUGAUGAAGUAGAGGAUAAUGUGGAUAGUGUGCCAGUACACCCACAAGAAAAUCCAGUUAUUGUAACUUUAGACGACUCAGAAAUAAUAAUCGACUCUGAUGCCAGUGUUAUUAUUGAGAAUUCCUACGAGGAAGGAAUAAGUGGUACAGAGGGUGACAGUUCACCCGUGCAUGACACAGGAAGUGACUCGCCAUAUGUUGCUACACCUUCUACCUCAGAGAAAGAUACAGGAAGUGAUUCCACUAGUGAUGCAUAGUGGUUUUCAAAUAGAGAAUAAUAAUGUCUGUCCUGUGGUUAGACUGUAUUGCAAGGUGUUAGAAUGUUGUUUCCUUGAAUGUCUGCCAUGGUGAAAUUGAUUUGACUUUAUUUAUUAAAUUAAAUAACAGUAUAUUGUGAGAAAUUAUUUUGAAACAAAACUUGUAUAUAAAUUCUAUUUGUAGCUAUUGGUGUAGCUAGCUGUUAACUUAGCUAGUUAAUAGUUGUUAUAAAUCCACACCUGCAAAAAAAUCUAAAAAGUUAAACAUCAGUAGGCAGAGAACUCUAACAAAACACAACAUGUGAUUAUUAAUUUAAUUUGAACAAGGACAGGGUUUAAUUUAUAGUUAUUUGAGAAAAUUUAUAAUAGUUAUUUUUUAUGGUCAAGGAAACUGAUUGCUUCUAGGGCUCCUACUAGCCUCCUCAAAAUAUUUAAGUACAAAAAUAUGAACAGAAUGUACAAAUUUAUCAAUCAGUUAAUAAAAUCUAGAUUUCUAUACCAUUUUGCAGAUUUCUAGUUAAAAAAGAUUCUUUGCUUUUAAUGGACAUGCUGUAUUAAGUUAUACUGCAAUACACAGUGUUCACAUUGUCAUACACUUAUAUGAAUUAUUUUAUUACAUCUCUGGCAUUUAUGUCUUAUGGAACUCGUAAACAUUAGUACUGAAAACUCCUUUAUUUGUACCUGCUAUUUGAUGAAUGUUGCUUAUACAUUUUUACUAAUUUAUCGUGCGAUAGUGUUGAGAUUAUGACUAGACUGCAAUGAGAUAUUUUGAAUAAAAUAUGACAUUAGUAAUUAUGAAAAUUUAAUAUAAUGUUCUACCACCCAUGGUAUUUAUUACGUUAUGAAAAAUAGUGCUUUUAAUUUAUUAUUUUCACUGUUGGUAUAUUAAGCAUAAUGCUAUACUAUACUGUAUAAUGGUAUUCUAUAUCUUUCUCUUUAUUGUUUAAUUCUGCAUUAACUAUUUAUUGUUUUACACUGAUUUUACCUCUUUAUUGUUUUCCUUAAAGGAAUUAGCUUAAGUUCAUUCUGUAUGCAUACAAGUAGGUAUUUAAUACUCUAAAAAUAAUGAUGGUACAGUAGCUGCAACUUAAAUUCAUAGCCUUCAGAAUGUGUAUAGUUAAUUUCACUUAAAUUUAUAUUGAGAUUUUGCUAAGAAAGAAUGAAUUUUAUUUUUUUUUAUAUUGAACAUAUAAUUUAUUACUGGCUGUAGAAAAUAUCCAUCACAGUUUUAAACCUGAGUGAGCAUGUGAUUUUGACAAACAAUAUGCACACUGAGCAAGAGACUUGUGUAUGUUUCAAAUGGCAUCUACAUAAAAAGUCAUAAUUGGAAAAAAUAUUAAGAAUAAAAUAUUUCAUGAUAUUUUAUAAAUAUAUAGCAUAAAUACAAUAUAUAUGUAUAGCGUAUAAUAAUAGUACAGUAUUCAAUAUUGUACAGAAUAUCAAAAUGUUCAUUCACUCUAUAGCCAGAAUUAGUUUUUGAAGCUACAUAUUCGCAUCAAUUUUGUCGUAGACCUGUGCAGCCUAAAACGAUUAAUCAGUUUUAACCUCCAGGAGAGGUAAAUACUCGUCAUAGUUUUUAAAUAUUUUGACAAAUUUGAAUAGUUUUAUAAAUACUGUACUUUACUGCUUGUCUAAGACAUGUUUUUAAUUAUUAAAUGUAAAAUUUAAACAUUCAUAAUUUUAAUUUUGGUAAUCCUUAGUAAUUUGCAAAAAGUUAGUGUUGCUGGUGAAAGGUCCCUGAUACAAAGAACUGCAGUCACCCUCCCCUUCCUUGGACCAAACCUGAUUAUCUCCCAUUUCCCAACUGCUAUAAUACAUACAACUCUUACAGGUUUGUAGUUGACAAAGAAGCAGUAAGUGGAAACUAAGCGGCCUGCACAGCAGCUUUGUAAUAGUUUCCAGUUGCUGCUUGUGUGUCUUUAUCAGAUAUGAUUUGUUGGUAUUCCCAUGCCAUUUAUUACUGUCCUACAGGUUUAAGGCUUACCAUGAUUCUACUGUACAGUAUAAUACCAUACAGGAGGGCUCCGCUUUACCAUGCUUCACUUUAAGGCACUUCACAAAUACACCAGUUUUCAAUUAUAACCAUUCUUCAUUUAU